AUUUUAGUAGACAGAGUAAGAGAUGGGGUACUAUUGAACAAAUGUUCCAGGGCUGGACUUGAAGGUACAUCUAGAGUAAGGGGUGGGACUGAAAGCCUUGCUUGUUGACACUUAGGCAGGUCUUCGAACCAGAGUUUGAACCAUAGACUGUAUAUAAGAAGGUUUCAACCCUGGUCAUGCAGGUGAGCUUUUCUCUGCGACCAUCAAACUACUGUGCAGCCACGUAUUACACGUUAGAAUAUAAGUACUAUUAUUACUAUGUAGUUCUUCCAUUUUGUCCCCCUGCUGGCAGAGAACUUGUGUCAUUUCUGCUAUUGACCACAAGGUGCCGCUACUGUUCAAAAAAGAUGAGGCCAUCUCCCAUCGCUUUGGAAAGACAUGAUGGAAACGUGCUUUUUCUGUUAAAUAUUUAAUAAACCUAUCUUAGUCUCUCAACCACGGUUUAGUAUUGGAUAAUACAACCAGGGCACUGUUCUACUAAUUCCCACAUUUGCAUGUAAAGCGACUAAUAACGUGGGAGAGAAAUUAAGGGAUGCUGAGGGAGCUCACGUAACGUUAAAGGACAACAAAUAGCAGCCACUGUGUCUGCAAACAAACCUUUUGCGAAGUCUCCUUCAGAAACCUAUUUUCACAGGACUCAAAACACACAGGAUGUGAACGACGAGGCAGCCACAUGUGCACUGUCAAGAAGAGAAGAUGGCAUUGCUUGUGGUUUUUGCGCUCCUGUGCCUGUCCUGUUGGGUCUCUCUCUACUUCAUCUUGUGUAACGUUAACCGGUCCAGGAGCUACGAGUGGAACUGUCGCCUCGUCACCCUGGUGCACGGCAUCCUGGCAGUCUGCAUCACAGCAUACAUAGGCUAUGUGGAUGGACCCUGGCCUUUCACUCAUCCAGGUACUAAGAACACUCCUCUGCAGAUGAGUGCCAUGGUGGUGAGCCUGGGCUACUUCAUUUUUGAUAUGGCCUGGUGUGUGUACUUCCGCACAGAGGGACCCGUUAUGCUGGCCCACCACACCAUGAGCAUCCUGGGAAUCCUGUUGACCCUGUGGUUGGGGGAGUCUGGCAUCGAGGGCUGUGCGGUACUCUUUGGCAGUGAAAUCACCAACCCCCUCCUGCAGGCACGCUGGUUCCUCAAACAGACGGGACAUUACGGGACGCUGCUGGGGAACGUUGUGGACGUCCUGUUUGUGCUGCUGUUUGUGGUGAUGCGAAUCUUUGUGGGAGGCACAAUGCUGUACUGUGAGCUGAUCUCCCCAAGACCCAGAUUCUUUAUCAAGUGCGGGGGAGUGGCCAUGUACGCUCUGUCCUGGGUGUUUAUGGUGGACAUUGUUCGAUUUGCCAUUCGGAAGAGCAAGAGCUGGCACAAACAGCAGAGAGACCAACAAGAAACAGCGGCGGCUAAUUGUCAUGAAGGGAAGACGGACUGAUUGGUUUGUGCUUCUCUAAAGAAAAUUGAUUCACAUUAUGUCUGUGUUUUUCACUUUGGACUCACUAGGGACAGUAUAAUGAAAAUCCUCGUUUUGUAUGUUAAACUGCGAUUUUCAAAAAUAGAUACUUAAUCAAGUACCCUGUGAAAUCUCUGUGUCAGGUCCAAGACCUGUGCAUUUUGGGGGAAAAACUCAUUCUUUAUACAGUCAUCACAGACAAACUCAUGUCAUAUUACUGUGUAAAAUGUGCAUUUAACAUAUGUCACUGAAAACCAAAGCACUUCCUAUGAACACAUGAACAGAUGUUGCUUACAGUUGCAGUGAAAUGUGGCCUAUUCAUAUACGGUGGUGUUGCUCCGAAGGAAAGGAACAAAACAGUUUACACGGAAUGCCUGUGGUCCUUGUGAAACACUUAGUCAUAUCAUCAUUGGUUAGGAUGGGUUUCCUUGUAAUCCUGGGGUUUUCUUGGCGUUUGUUAAAAUGUGUGCAGAUGUGAAAGGUAUACUCAGGGAGAUGAAGUCGUACCAGAAAACUGGGGUGAAUUCCAGAGAAAUGUGUGUGUUUGGUUAUUUAAUCUCGUUUAUAGUAAUUCUUAUAAACCACCUGUCUGGAUUCCUGUUCCAGACUCUGCCCCAAAAAACAUUUAAUUUAUUUUACCUCGUCCAUGUAAGGGAAUACAUGGAGAGGAACCUUUCAAUUAGGUGGUUCCAAACUGGUGAUGGUAUUUUGAUAUUUAUGUAAAUUAAAAUACCUUUAUAUGUUUGGUGAAGUUGUGUCAGAAUGUGUACUUUAUAUAACAUUAUUAAGUAAUUGGAAAUGUCUGAUUUCACUGUACCAUCUGUGUGAACAUAGACAAAAUAUCCAUACUCAUAGCUCCCAAUUAAUUUAAUUGUGUAAUAUUUCAGUCUCACAUAGAUCUUCUCAAGCAAGACUGGACAAUUAAAUUAAAUUUAGUGGAAGCUAUCUGUACAGUGUGCUGAUCCUUUGUCUGACUUACAUGAGUUAAAUGUUUUCAAUCCAGCAUCUUUGAGCUGUACAUGCUCUAAACGCUGUUUGUGACAACCACAUGCUACUGUCAGGACCAACCAGGUAGCCUCUGACUUUGGACAGGAUGACAACCUGUGCGGGAAUAUGUUUUGUUUCUAGCCCUUAAAAUGUUAGAUCUCUACAUUUAGUCUUUAGGACAGUAGUCAUCAUUUCAAUAUAAUCAUAUCGGGUUAUCGUUUUACACAGUUCUGUUGUCCAAUUUAAUCAUUCAAAGCACUGACAACAAUAGCUAUUUCAUUGUUUUAUUUACAUGUGUGGAGUUUUAUGUGGGGGUUUUGCCUACAUUUGAUAAUGUAAUAUUAAUUUUCAGAAAAAAAAUAUUAAUGUUUAUAUUGUGAUAUUGAUUUCAGCCAUAUUGUCCUGACAGAUUGCGCAAGUGCAUCAUGGGAUGAAGGCAGGAGACUUGUUACGUGUGGAGAAUAUAAUGAUUCCACCCACUCCACGACUGGAUUUGUUCCAUGCCAAGAAAGUUAGCAAAUGACCAGCUUUAAUCUGUGGUUUUUGCUAUGUUUGAUUGCAUAGCACUUUGGUCAACUAUUGUUGUUUUUAAAAGUGCUUUAUGAAUACAUUUGUAUUGGAUUUGGACUGAAUUUGUGCUCAGACUUUAAAUCAGUGUCCUUAUAGUUAUGAAAUGAUUAUUAACAUAUCUUGUUUGUUAUUUUUGUGUAAAUGGAUUUCUGCAGUAAUGCGCUAAAACACCUUUCAUCCCUUUGUUUUUCUAUGUCUAUGUAAUUAAAAAAUUAUGUGCUGCUCUCAUACAAGGUCUGUUUACCUGACUGCCACAGUUAGGAAUCAUGUGAGCAUAACCAUUACAUCCAAGAAAGUAAAAAUCUAACUGGUGUGUGCCUUAGUUAUCUGAAUGUACUUUCCUAAUUUUUUUUUGUUUGUUUUGUUUUGCUGUAUUGUAAACCUUCCAACGUGAGUGUAGGAGUAAUAAACAACCAUUUUAAGUUUGUGUUGGAUGAUUUGUAAUCCCUGUGUGAAGUGAAAUAAAGAUAUGAUCGAUUGUU
This is a messenger RNA of Micropterus dolomieu (smallmouth bass), 3482 nucleotides long. RefSeq names its product TLC domain containing 5a (gene tlcd5a). Gene Ontology annotation, cellular component: membrane. The coding region runs from base 697 to 1425 and encodes 242 amino acids. NCBI's taxonomy places the organism in Eukaryota, Metazoa, Chordata, Actinopteri, Centrarchiformes, Centrarchidae. The transcript is spliced from 3 exons. The record is from RefSeq and is a predicted model, not a curated record.